AAAAGAAAAGGCGUGGCAUGUGCAGACAUAUAUCCGAUGUUUACGAUUCAAUUCUAUAUACCCAUUUCUCAAACUCUCUCUUUUUAAUGAACCCGACGAAGAAAAUUCAAUAGAGAGACUUUUUCUUUCGGAAAAAUCUUUGAUAAGUUCCAUGGGGUUCUUCUAUUAGUAGUCUUUUUUUGAUUUCCGGGAUCUUUUCGGGUUGUUUCCACUCAAAGAUUUGAUCUUUUUUCGUCUAGUGUUAAUCAAAUUUGCAGUGAAGAUGGCUGGAUCAGAUGAGAAUUACCCAGGAGUGAUCAGGCCUUCAAAUCUUCAAGGGGGAUUGAGGCCUGGUGUUGGAGGAAAAGUGCCUGGAGGAUUGGGGCAAAAUAGGAGGGCACUAAGCACAAUCAAUAGGAAUGUAAUGGGAGCUCCCCCAUUACCCUGUGCUGUUGUCCACAAGAGAAAUGGCAUUACUGAAAACAAAGUCAAUGCUGCUAACAAGAUCCCUCCUGUUCCGAUUCAUCGUCCAAUCACAAGGAAGUUAGCUGCACAAAUAGCAAGCAAACAGCAUCAACCAGCAGUCGAGGUAACAAAGCCACCAGUCCCAGUGCCACCAAAUAGAAAUGAAUCAGAAGACUGCAUUAUUAUCGAUGCUGAAGAUUACAAGACCAGUGGUCAUUCAGCCGUGCCAAUGUUUGUGCAACAUACAGAAGCAAUGAUGGAGGAAAUUGAUAGGAUGGAUGAGGAAAUAGAGAUGGAAGAUGCAGAAGAUUGGUCAAUUGUGGACAUAGACAGUUUUGAUAAAAAGAACUCACUUGCAGUAGUGGAAUACAUCGAGGACAUCUAUGCUUACUACAAGAAGGCUGAGAUCGCUAGCCGCGUCCCUCCAAACUAUAUGGAACAACAAUUUGAUAUUAAUGAGAGGAUGAGAGGCAUCCUCAUUGAUUGGCUGAUUGAGGUACACUACAAGUUUGAACUGAUGGAGGAGACCUUGUAUUUGACUGUGAAUCUCAUCGAUAGAUUCCUGGCAGUUCGGUCAGUGAUUAGGAAAAAACUUCAACUUGUUGGAAUAACAGCUAUGCUUCUUGCCUGCAAGUAUGAAGAGGUUUCUGUACCUGUAGUGGAGGAUCUUAUUUUGAUCUCUGACAAGGCUUACACCAGAAAAGAAGUGCUUGAAAUGGAAAAGUUGAUGGUGAAUGCCUUACAGUUCAACAUGACAGUGCCUACAGCAUAUGCGUUUAUGAGGCGGUUCCUUAAAGCCGCUCAGUCUGAUAAGAAGGUGGAGCUCGUGUCGUUCUUCUUGAUUGAGCUAUGUCUAGUUGAGUAUGACAUGCUUCGAUUCCCACCAUCAAUGCUUGCAGCUGCUGCUAUCUUUACUGCACAAUGCACUCUCGGUGUGUCUAAGGAGUGGAAUAAAACCUGUGAGAAGCAUACCAGCUAUGUUAAAGAUCAGCUUUUGGAAUGCUCGAAAUUGAUGGUUUCUUUCCAUCAGAAGGCAGCAAUUGGGAAGCUUACUGGCGUGCACCGGAAGUACAGCACUUCUAAAUAUGGCUAUGCUACUAGAUGUGAACCAGCUUCUUUUCUAUUAGAUCAUGGUUUUAGGAUUGUCUAAGAGGGAAGAACACAUGAUGGAACUGCAUGCUUGCAGUAGUUGAUGAGCAACAUAAGUUGCCCCAGGCUCUGGGGGGAGGGGAGGGUGUUUGAGUUCUUUUGCUGCUUGAGAGAACCAUGCUUUUAUUUGUUUAUUUGGUCUUUCAUUGUACAUUGUUGGUAAUUUGUGAAACUUUGCUUUUUACACCUU
Solanum dulcamara is the source of this 1783-nucleotide messenger RNA. RefSeq names its product G2/mitotic-specific cyclin-2. Gene Ontology annotation, biological process: mitotic cell cycle phase transition; regulation of cyclin-dependent protein serine/threonine kinase activity. The record is from RefSeq and is a predicted model, not a curated record. The coding region runs from base 263 to 1594 and encodes 443 amino acids. The transcript is spliced from 12 exons. Lineage: Eukaryota; Viridiplantae; Streptophyta; Magnoliopsida; Solanales; Solanaceae. Gene Ontology annotation, molecular function: cyclin-dependent protein serine/threonine kinase regulator activity. Gene Ontology annotation, cellular component: nucleus; centrosome; cytoplasm.